This is a messenger RNA of Oryzias latipes (Japanese medaka), 2539 nucleotides long. It is a transcript of the gene heatr3, whose product is annotated as HEAT repeat containing 3. Gene Ontology annotation, biological process: protein import into nucleus; ribosomal large subunit biogenesis. Lineage: Eukaryota; Metazoa; Chordata; Actinopteri; Beloniformes; Adrianichthyidae. The record is from RefSeq and is a predicted model, not a curated record.
UCGGCAAGGAUCGCUUUACGGCAGACUCGUCCACAUGGCUUCCAACUCGGCAUGAUCGGAGUUUGAGCUAAAAUCGUCAGUAAGAGUGAACCAAGGCGAACUUAAAAUCGUGUUUUAUGUAUAGGUAGUCAUUGAUCGUCAUGGGUAAAAGUAAAACCACGAAGUUUAAACGGCCGCAGUUCAACGCCGUCGGGCUGCCGGUGAAAGCCGUGAAAGAAGUUGACGAAGAGGAGGAAGACCACGGUGAAGAUUGCUCUCCAGCCGCGGAGCUACUGGAAAAGCUGCAAAGCCCGAACGCAGACACGCGUGAGUUUGCGUGCGCCAGCAUUUCUCGGGUGGUCCAACAGAGCCAGACCAUCCCCGGUUUUCUCCAGAGACAUGCUGUCCGGCGCCUGGGCCCCUUGCUGCUGGACAACAGCUUGGCUGUCAGGGAGACUGCCGCCGGGGCGCUCAGGAAUCUGAGUGCAUGUGGAAAUCAGGAAGUGUGCGAGGACAUGGUGAAGGAAGACAUCAUGACUCCUGUGACAGCGCUGCUGACAGAGUGUUGCGCAGGUUUUGACAGCACCGUGGUGACGAUGAAGGAACAGAAAAAUGCUGUGGAGGAUGUUGCCAACGAGGCGGUGAACCUGCUGUGGAACCUAUGUGAAAACAGCAGCCAGGCGCUGUCUGUUUUCAACAAAUCAGGUCUCCUGGAUCUUGUUGCUCAGUGUCUGGAGAGGCACCCACGUAAUGUGGAAUUGGCUGUUUCAGCAGCCCACUGUUUGCACACUGUGACUGAGGACAACCCCGAACUGCUGUGCAGCAUGAAUGCAGGCGUUUUUGGAGCCCUAGAGGGUGUGCUGCUGUCGUCUCAGCCAGGCAUGGCAGCCACUCUUCUCAGGACUUUAGCUGCGGGAACUCUGUGGAACAUGAAGGCCAAUCUUCCUGCCGCUCGCCAAGCUCAAACCGUCAACGCUGUGGUGGCCACCUUGUCUCAGUGCCUGGAUUUGGAUGCAGGAGGACUGAUCCUUGAACUCAGGGCAUCAGAAGAGGCUUCUCACAGAAGUGCCUCUCCUGCAACGGAGACAGAAGAACCUUUGGCAGCUAGAGACCCGGCUGAAGAGGAGAUGAUUGACGAAGAGGAGCCACUCAAAGAAAAAAGCAAAGCUGGAAAGGCGACGAAGGCUGACAGCGACUUCUCAGAUCUUCUUCCUAAGGGUAAGAAGGAGCUGCGGGAGGCAACGGCCUUGCUGACAGCCCAGCAAACGUCCUUGGAGAUCAUUGUCAACAUGUGCUGCUCUGACGAUCCCUCUGAUGACGAGUGGGAGGAGGAUUCGAGCAGCGACGAAAGCGACAUGGGUCCCGAUGGCCUUUGUGAUGGAGUGUCCAGUCUGAUGUCUCCACUGUGCUUGUCAGCUGAGGUUCAAGGGGCCUUGAUCAACCACAGCAUACCAGAAAAGGUACUAAAAAAGACAGAGUUCCCCAGGCAGGAGGCUGUAGACGUGUGCCAGCGGAGUCCUUCCUGGACAGGCAUUGCAAAGAGGAUGCAGCGAGUUCAGUCCCGGGCACUGACCUGCCUCCACAGCAUCCUCUCCACCAUGGAUGUGGAGUCUCUGGGUGGUGCAGCCGGCCUGCAGGGAGCAGCACAGCACCUGUCCAUGCUGGUCUUUGGCGCUGCAGAGAUUCCUAAAGAUAAGGAAUUCUUAGAAGCUGUCAUCAGUGCCAUGAGGUCUCUUUUGCAGAUGAUUGCCUCCAAUAACAUCCCACAGUGCAUGGCCCCCCAGCAACUGAUGAGUCUUUGCGAAGCAGCUUCCCACUGUGAUGUUGUCAGUGUAAGGGUCAAUGCCGUCGCCAUUCUGGGCAUCACUGGCAGCACAUUAGCCAAAGACAAGGGCAAAGCAGAAACCCUGCAGAUGAUCGGAAACGCUUUACUUGAAGUUGCCACCAGAGAUCCUGAUUUGGUUGUCAACGGAGAAGCCCUUGAUGCCUUGUUUGACGUUUUUGCGGAUGGAGAAGAGGCAGAGAUUGCUGCUAAAAACAUCAAAUUAUUGCCUGCACUUAAAACACUUCAACCUGUCUUCAAGGCUAAGAUUCGCAAAGAAGGUCGUGGUAAAUACAGCUCUCAGCAGCUGUGUGUGCUAGAUAACAUCAAAGUCAACCUGAGGAGAUUUAUCGGCUAUCUGGAGAAGGUGGUGAAAAAAUAAGAACUUUGUGUAUUUUAUGCUGUGAUCGUCGUAAGCGAGUUUGGACAAGUCUACCAGCAGCAGAGGAGAGGAAAGAUGAGAUUCAACCUUGAAAUGAAAUACCAGAAAACAUUUCAUACAGUAUGAGGUGGUGUAGAUGUGAAACCACCUGUUAUUUAUGUCUAUUAUAUCUGAAAUAGUUUUUCUUUUUAUCAUGUGAAAGAUUGUUUGAGGUGGAAUUGAACAGUUGGUGAAUGUUUUAGUGGAUGGUUCUUCUUACUUUAAGUCUGACAAUGAUUUUUUUUUCCCUAAUGAAGUUGAACACCUUCAUAUUAUAACAUCUCUUAAUAAAAGUCAAAUCAGGUGUUUGGACCAGA